Candidula unifasciata is the source of this 2610-nucleotide messenger RNA. Lineage: Eukaryota; Metazoa; Mollusca; Gastropoda; Stylommatophora; Geomitridae. The record is from the annotation of a GenBank genome assembly.
AUGGCCAUGACCUUUUUUAUCUCAGCCUGUGAAUACCAGCUGCUCAGACCUUCGUCUCAGAAUGAUGGCUUCAUCAUGAGCCCUGCUUACCCCGAGCUGUACCCCUCCGGACUGUGUUUCAUGUGGGUCUACUAUGGCAGGCCAGGGACUCACAUCAGCAUCAGACUUCUAGAUGUGGAUAUACCCAGCUAUUUGGGCACCUGUAGCAACGAUUUCCUCAUGAUUGGCCCCAUCAAUGAGCACAGUUACUGUGGGAACAUUGACAGAAACGUAGAACCUUACGAAGCCCAGCUGACUAACCUACAGUACUUGCUGUUUGUGGUAUUCAACAGCACCACCGUUGGAACUAAAGGCAGGGGUUUCAAACUCUACUAUCAGUUCAGCAACACUUUAGGCAUCACCACGACGACGACUGCAGCCAGCACCCCCAGCCCGGCCAGAAACACCACAGCAUACGUAUACCCCUGGAGCGACCUGCACAGCCUCAUGAACUGCCAUUUUGUGUUCACCUCCGAGGUCGGGGAGAUUGUCACCAACAGCACAGUCUUCGCCUGCCUGAAGAAAACUGGCAAGGCCAGCUGGCUGCUGUACGACCCUGGCCCCAGCCAGGCGGAGGUCAACUACAAGCUGAUCUUUGAGCAUUGCUAUUUGCCCUACCAGGACAAGCUGAAGAUCUACGAUGGUUACAGAAAUACGGACAGCCUGCUGAGGUAUUUCAACAACCCUUGCCCCAGCUAUCUGGUGUCGACACAGCAUGGGUUUUACAUUGAGUACCUGCGCCUAGGUGCGGAUUGGUUGCCGAGCUUCAGAAUACAGUUUGUUAUGGUGAAAACAGUGCAGGCAGAAACUACAUCCACUUCCCCAAGUUUCUCCAACAUCUCUAAAAACCCCAUACACAAAUUCCCAGACACUUGUGUCUUUCAACUCUCGGAUCACUCAGGGGAAAUAAAGAGCGACGACUUGGUCAGCCCCAUGCGUGGCACUGGCUACUGCACUUGGCUGCUGCAGGCUGCGGCUACUGAGGGGCAUCAGGUUGUUUUCACGCUGACCUUUGAGAGGUUCCGGCUGUCGGACCACAGCUUCUUGAAGGUGUACGAUGGUGGGAAUAUGUCGGCUCCGGCGCUGGGGACCUACACCUCUUCCCUGCCGCCUUUCACUCUGACGUCAUCGCAGGACAGCGUUUUUGUGUAUUACCAGCCGGGGGGCAGCCUGCGUUCUGUGCUGGUGUCGGAUGUCUUCACUAUCAGAUAUAAUACAGCUGUGAAGUGCCCUAUGGGGUAUGAGGCUUGUGGCUAUGGUGAGUUCAGCUGUGUUAGGGAGGAGAACCGCUGUGAUGGCUUGUGGCACUGCCCGUUGCAUGGAGGAGAUGAGAGAGGUUGUGUGGUUGAAUGCCCUACAGACUUCAGCUGUGACUUCAGGAGUUCAAACUGUUACAGUGAAAGUGACAGAUGCAAUGGAAAGGGCACCUGUUCCAACUACAUGGAUGAGCUGGGCUGUGAUGAGGCUAGAUGUUCCCCGGACAAGGGCCUCUUCCUGUGCAAAAAUGGGCGAUGUAUUUACGAGAAGUGGCGUUGUGAUAAAAUGAAUGACUGCUUUGAUAACAGCGAUGAAGAGGACUGCUCCUUCUUGUCCUCACCACGGGUGAUUGUUGCCGCCAUCGUUGGCUCUCUGUCGUGUGCCCUUCUCCUGGUCAUUGCCGCAGGCUGUGUUGUAAAGUGUACCACAUGCGAGUCCACCAGCACCGCGGCGCUGGCAGAGAUGUUCCAUCACCGAGCCCCGCCACCUCCUUACCACGAAGCCAUGCUGACUUCCCGCCCUUUUGACGAGGCGUACUUGGAGCUGCUCGGCCAUACUGAUCAUCCAGAAGCUUCGAGCGUUGCCAGUGACCAGACUGCCAGUUUGGCUCCUCAAAGAGAAAGAAGCCAUAGAAGUAAUUCACAGAGCAAUAGAAGAUACCAGCUCCACCAGCUGACAACAGAGACGGGGCGGCUUGUGGAUAUCGACCCUCUACCUGCGCUUCUAGAAGUGUUAGAGGAUAGCUCACCACCACAAAGCACAUCUUCCUCAGCUCCUUUAACAAACUCACAACCACCACCUUACACCGAAGGAGACCCUUCUCCAACUACAGAGUCUUACUGUACCGACUCGGAAGAUGAAGCUAGCGAAAUUGAAGCUUGGCAUGGCGGUUUUGACAAUUCGGGGUUCGCUGGGGACGAACACGCCCGUUUAAAUGUUGUAGAAGCACUGACCCAGCAGGAUGUUAAUCCGUCGAUGAAUACACGGAUACCUGGGUCUUUAUCUUCAAGUUUGUGUGUGAUCAAUUCUCAUGGGAUUGGAGGCGAUCCACAAAGAAACAGUGACGAUUUGAAUGAAGAAAAUGGAGGGGAUAAGGACGCCACUGAGAAUGCUAGUACAAGUCUUUCAGUUGAGUCACCUGGUGUGACAGGUAGAGAAGACGGCAGUAAAUCACAGACGCCUGUCAGUGACGAUGAUAAUAAUGACGAUGAUGAUGACAGUGAUUCUGACUGCAUCCUUGAUGGUAAUAACAUUGAGGACAGUGAUGGUGACGAUACAGACUCAGACACCGCAUGUAUUCUUGGCCAUACUUGA